AUGGCUUCGAUCAACAAGUACCUGAGCGCCGAAGAGGCAGCCAAGAUCGACCAAGAACUCAUGUCCGAAGAAGGCGCCUACACGCUCGACCAGUUGAUGGAACUAGCAGGCCUAGCAUGCGCUCAGACGCUAGCCAAGGCGUUCCCGAAAGACGAGUAUGGGAAGGUGUUGGUCAUCACCGGGCCUGGGAAUCAGGGAGGAGAUGGGCUUGUAGCAGCUCGACAUCUCAAGAUGUUCGGGUACGAACCGACCGUCUACCAAGUCGCCGAGCCGAAAAAGGAAAUCUACACCCGCCUGACUAGGCAAUGCAGGAACAUGGACGUCCCUAUCGUCAAUACCGUUGAGGAGUUUAAAGAGGUUUAUGAGAGGUCUAGUGUGGUCAUGGAUACGAUUUUCGGUUUCUCCUUCCACCCGCCUGUCAGACCACCAUACCACACCAUCCUUAACCACCUCGCCUCCCCAGAAACAGAAAACUCGAGUCAGAAGAGACUUCCUAUACUCAGCAUCGACAUCCCUUCAGGCUGGGACGUCGAUUCCGGCCGACAACCUCUCAAGGACACAAAUGGGGAUGAAGUGGAGACUUUCGAGCCGGAGGUGCUUUUGAGCUUGACAGCGCCUAAAGAGGGGGUGAGGGGGUUUAGGGGGAGGCAUUGGUUAGGUGGGAGGUUUAUCCCGAUGAAGGUACAGGAAAAAUACAAGAUGCAGCUCCCACCUUAUCCAGGGACGGACCAGAUCGUCGAGCUCGAAGCGAAGUUGUGA
Molecule: messenger RNA, 759 nt
Organism: Filobasidium floriforme
Lineage: Eukaryota; Fungi; Basidiomycota; Tremellomycetes; Filobasidiales; Filobasidiaceae
Product: YjeF N-terminal domain-containing protein
Exons: 8
Coding region: 1-759 (252 amino acids)
Cellular component (GO): mitochondrion
Molecular function (GO): NAD(P)HX epimerase activity
Source: RefSeq, a predicted model, not a curated record